Molecule: messenger RNA, 1767 nt
Organism: Psammomys obesus (fat sand rat)
Lineage: Eukaryota; Metazoa; Chordata; Mammalia; Rodentia; Muridae
Product: UDP-glucuronosyltransferase 2A3-like
Exons: 6
Coding region: 20-1624 (534 amino acids)
Molecular function (GO): UDP-glycosyltransferase activity
Source: RefSeq, a predicted model, not a curated record
CUACUUGGGGAGGCACAUCAUGGUUCCUGAGAAAUGGGCCGCAGUAGUUUUUCUGCUGCACCUGUGCUGUGCUGGCUGUGGCUUCUGCGGCAAGGUCCUUGUGUGGCCCUCUGACAUGAGCCACUGGCUGAACGUAAAGACUAUUCUUGAGGCACUGGCAGCAAGAGGGCAUGAAGUGACAGUCCUGAAAUAUCCUGCUAUCCUUAUAGAUCAGAAUCAACAUUCUGCACUGCACUUUGAGAAUAUCCCUGUGCCUUAUGAAAAUGAGAUUCCUGAGCAUUAUCUAAAAGAGUUGGUAAAUCUAGCUGUGAAUGUCAUUCCAAACUUGUCCUUGUGGCAAGCAGCAAGAACACUGCAAGAUUUCCUUCUUCAGCUGACUGAAGUUUUUGAAGAUCUUUGCAGGAGUGUGCUGUACAACCAGACAGUCAUGAGCAAGCUCCGGGAUGCAAAAUAUGAUGUGAUGGUUAUAGACCCCAUCAUUCCCUGUGGAGAGCUCGUGGCAGACGUGCUUCAGAUUCCUUUUGUAAACACGCUGAGGUUCAGCAUGGGCUAUAGCAUGGAAAAAUACUGUGGCCAGCUUCCAGUUCCACUUUCUUAUGUGCCAGUCAUCAUGGGUGAACUAACAGACAGUAUGACCUUUCCAGAAAGGGUGAAAAAUAUGAUACUUUCACUGUUUUUUGAAUUUUGGAUCCAGCAUUAUGACCUUUCAUUUUGGGAUCAGUUUUACAGUGAAGCACUAGGAAAACCCACCACAUUAUGUAAGACGGUGGGUAAAGCUGAAAUUUGGCUCAUCCGAACAUAUUGGGAUUUUGAAUAUCCUCGUCCAUAUUUGCCAAAUUUUGAUUUUGUGGGAGGACUGCACUGCAAACCUGCCAAGCCAUUACCUAAGGAAAUAGAAGAAUUUGUCCAGAGCUCAGGGGAACACGGCGUUGUGGUGUUUUCUCUGGGGUCAAUGGUCAAAAACCUUACAGAAGAGAAGGCCAAUCUCAUUGCCUCAGCCCUUUCCCAGAUUCCUCAGAAGGUUUUGUGGAGAUACUCAGGCAAGAAACCAACCACUUUAGGAUCCAAUACUCGGCUUUUUAAUUGGAUUCCUCAGAACGAUCUUCUUGGACAUCCUAAAACCAAAGCUUUCAUCACUCAUGGUGGAACAAAUGGGAUCUACGAAGCCAUUUACCAUGGGAUCCCUAUGGUGGGAAUUCCCAUGUUCGCUGAUCAGCCCGACAACAUUGCUCACAUGAAGGCCAAGGGAGCAGCCUUGAAAAUGAACAUCAACACAAUGACAAGCUCUGAUUUACUCAGUGCCUUGAGAGCCGUCAUUAAUGAGCCUUCUUAUAAAGAAAAUGCCAUGAGAUUAUCAAGAAUCCACCAUGAUCAGCCAGUGAAGCCCCUGGACAGAGCUGUCUUCUGGAUUGAGUUUGUCAUGCGCCACAAAGGAGCCAAGCACCUUCGUGUGGCAGCGCAUGACCUCAGCUGGGUCCAGUACCACUCUCUGGAUGUGAUUGGAUUCUUGCUGGCCUGUGUUGUAACUCUGACAUUCAUUAUCACUAAGUGUUGUUUGUUUACUUAUCAGAAAUGUUGUGUGACAGAAAAGAAAAAAAAGACGAACAGAAAAAAAGAAAACUAGGUUAUUCAAGGUUUGAGAAAAUCCUGAGUGACCAUUACAUUAACUUUAACCAAAAGAAGUUCGCAGUCAAUUGCAUUAGUCCUAUUUUCAAAUAGCCUGUUCUUCUCUUUCAGACUAGAAAUAAAUAUAAAUAUUUAACAUGA